AUGUCACACACCCAAGAUCAAUUGCGCAUCCUCAUCGUCGGUAACGGCGGCCGGGAACAUGCCUUCGCCUGGAAACUGAGCCAGUCGCCCCUCGUCAGCGCCGUCUACGUCGCACCUGGGAACGGUGGUACUGGACUUGGUGAUGACAACAAGAUCUACAAUGCCAAUGUCAAGGGCAACGAUUACCCAGGACUUGUGGCUUUUGCUCAGCAGAACGGUGUGAAUUUGGUCGUUCCUGGCCCUGAGGCUCCUCUUGUUGAGGGUAUCCAGGGUUAUUUCCAGGCCGUCGGCAUCAGAUGCUUCGGUCCCUCCAAGGCCACCGCCCGUCUCGAAGGCUCCAAAACUUUCUCGAAGGAUUUCAUGAAGAAACACAACAUCCCCACCGCGCAGUACGGAAACUUCAACGACUACGAGAGCGCACGCCAGUACCUCGACUCCGUGGACCACCAGGUCGUCAUUAAGGCCGAUGGUUUGGCUGGGGGCAAGGGUGUCAUCAUCCCCACAACCAAGGAGGAGGCCCACCAGGCUCUCCGGGAGAUGAUGGUUGACCUCCAGUUCGGCGAGGCAGGAAACGAAGUUGUCAUUGAAGAGUACCUCGAGGGUGACGAGCUCAGUGUCCUCACCUUCAGUGACGGCUACACAAUCCGAUCUCUCCCUCCUGCUCAGGACCACAAGCGGAUCUUCGACGGUGACCAGGGCCCCAACACCGGUGGCAUGGGCUGCUACGCUCCUACACCCAUUGGCACCAAGGAGGUCCUUGAGGAGAUCGACCGCACCAUUGUGCAGCCUUCCAUCGACGGAAUGAGAAAAGACGGCUACCCCUUCGUUGGUAUCCUCUUCACUGGUCUCAUGAUGACCAAGACCGGCCCCAAGGUGCUCGAAUACAACGUCCGCGGCGGAGACCCCGAGACCCAGACCCUCCUCCCCCUGCUCAGCGACGACACCGACCUGGCCCAGAUCAUGGUCGCCUGUGCUGAGCACUGGCUGGACGGAGUCUCGAUCAACGUCAAGCCCAACUUCUCCACAACCGUUAUCGCCGUGGCCGGCGGCUACCCUAACUCGUACGCCAAGGGCAAGGCCAUCACCCUCGACCCCACCCCCGAGGGCACCCUGAUCUUCCACGCCGGCACAACCCUCGCUGGCAACCAACUCCAAACCUCCGGCGGGCGUGUCAUCGCCGCCACAGCCACCGCCUCCUCCCUCGAAGAAGCAGUCCGCAAGAGCUACGAGGGCAUCGCCACCAUCCACUUCGAGGACAUGUUCUACCGCAAAGACAUCGCCCACCGCGCCUUCCGCCAGCGGGACGCCGUCGUCUCCCACCAGCAAUCCCUCACCUACGCCUCCGCCGGCGUCUCCAUCGACGCAGGCAACGACCUCGUCAACCAGAUCAAAUCCUCCGUCGCCCGCACCAAGCGCCCCGGCACCGACGCCGUCAUCGGCGGCUUUGGCGGCCUUUUCUCCCUCCCGUCUGCAAACUCGUCCUACCACCCGCACUCGCCCACCCUCAUCGGCGCUAUCGACGGCGUCGGCACAAAGCUCAAGAUCGCCCACGCCGUCGGCGCCCACGACACCGUCGGCAUCGACCUCGUCGCCAUGAACGUCAACGACCUCGUCGUCCAGGGCGCUGAGCCCCUCUUCUUCCUCGACUGCUACUCCUGCGGCAAACUCGACGUCAGCAUGGCCUCGCAGUUCGUCAUCGGUGUCGCGGAGGGCUGCGUCCGCGCGGGCUGCGCCCUGAUCGGCGGCGAGACAGCCGAAAUGCCAGGCCUCUUCGUCGGCAACACGUACGACGCCGUCGGCGCCGCCGUCGGCGCAAUCAACACUUCCGGCCCCAACGCCCGCCCUAUCCUACCGGAAACCUCCACGAUGAAAGAAGGCGACGUGCUACUCGCCCUGGCCUCCUCGGGCCCGCAUUCAAACGGCUACUCGCUCGUCCGCAAGAUCGUCGAGCGCUCGGGGCUCAAUUACACCGACCCAGCCCCCUGGAACAAAGACGAGACACUGGGCCGCGCCCUCCUCACCCCGACUCGCAUCUAUGUGAAAUCCAUCCUGAAAGCACUCUCCUCGUCGCCCGCCAGCAGCGCCUCCAACUCGUCCUCCGCGAUCAAGGGCCUGGCACACAUCACGGGCGGUGGACUCGUCGACAACGUCCCACGUAUGCUCCCCUCGACGCUGACCGCGCACAUCGAUGUGGGGUCCUGGAGCCAGCCACCUGUGUUUGAGUGGUUGCAGAAGAACGGGAAUGUUGAUGCGGCUGAGAUGGCGCGCGCGUUUAACUGUGGUGUUGGUAUGGUUGUUGUUGUUGAGAAGGGGUCUGAGGGUGUUGUUAAGGGGCUGUUUGAGAGUGAGGGCGAGACGGUUUACCAGGUUGGUGAGCUUAGGGCUAAGAAGGCGGAUGAGGAGGGGUGUGUGUUGAGUGGGUUAGAGACCUGGAAUUAG
This is a messenger RNA of Aspergillus chevalieri, 2439 nucleotides long. It is a transcript of the gene ade1, whose product is annotated as bifunctional aminoimidazole ribotide synthase/glycinamide ribotide synthase. Lineage: Eukaryota; Fungi; Ascomycota; Eurotiomycetes; Eurotiales; Aspergillaceae. Gene Ontology annotation, molecular function: metal ion binding; phosphoribosylformylglycinamidine cyclo-ligase activity; phosphoribosylamine-glycine ligase activity. The record is from RefSeq and is a predicted model, not a curated record. Gene Ontology annotation, biological process: 'de novo' IMP biosynthetic process; adenine biosynthetic process. The coding region runs from base 1 to 2439 and encodes 812 amino acids. Gene Ontology annotation, cellular component: cytosol. The transcript is spliced from 2 exons.